UUGGCGCGUGCUCGCUGCCGCUGGCCUCGUGAGAGCGCCGCUGCGGUCGAGAGGCUGACAGAUUGACGUCAUCGGGACUGACGCAGAGCGAGCAGAGAGGCAGAGCGCAGCAGCAUCCCUGCUUACCAGCGGCACCUCACCAAUCUCCAGCAGCUAGGUGUUUUCUCACUGAGCACCCUACAGAAAUAACGAGAUAAAAGAUAAGAUGGCCACCUCCUCCUCCACUCUGGAAGAAGACGAGAGUUUGAAGGGCUGUGAAAUUUUUGUGCAGAAGCACAACAUCCAGCAGAUCCUCAAAGAGUGCAUUGUGAACCUCUGCAUUGCAAAGCCUGAGCGUCCUAUGAAGUUCCUGCGGGAACAUUUUGAAAAGCUGGAGAAGGAAGAAUGCAAGCAGAUCAUGGCACGCCAGAAAUCUAACAGCCAGUCGGACUCACACGAUGAUGAGGUUUCUCCCCCACCGCCCAAUCCUGUCGUGAAGGCCCGGCGCCGCAGGGGAGGGGUCAGCGCCGAGGUCUACACUGAAGAGGAUGCUGUCAGCUACGUACGCAAGGUGAUCCCAAAGGACUACAAGACCAUGACCGCCUUAGCCAAGGCCAUCUCCAAGAAUGUGCUGUUUGCUCACCUGGACGACAAUGAGAGAAGUGACAUAUUUGAUGCCAUGUUCCCAGUCACCCACAUCGCAGGGGAAACAGUCAUCCAGCAAGGCGAUGAAGGAGACAACUUCUAUGUGAUUGACCAAGGUGAAGUGGACGUGUACGUGAACGGGGAGUGGGUGACCAGUAUUGGAGAAGGAGGUAGUUUUGGAGAGCUGGCCCUGAUCUAUGGGACUCCAAGAGCUGCUACCGUGAAGGCCAAGACGGAUCUGAAACUGUGGGGCAUCGACCGAGACAGCUACCGGCGCAUCCUCAUGGGAAGCACACUGAGGAAGAGAAAGAUGUACGAAGAGUUCCUCAGCAAGGUCUCCAUCCUUGGUAAGUCUAGCAAAAACUGUAAAAACUUGAUAAUUAUGUCCGCUUCUGUCUAACUGUUUAUUUCUGCAUUCAUUGAGUGUAGUGCAGGGGAUGUUUGCCCCUUUCAUGCCUAUGUUCAUAUUCAUUUUAAACACCGGGUCAGAGGGUCCAGAGUGCCGGCAGUUAAAUCUGCCGUCUGCAAACAUAUACUGUAGAUUAGCCCACAUAAACACAGGCGCACGUUGUCACACAAGGCCCAUGGCU
This is a messenger RNA of Gymnodraco acuticeps, 1214 nucleotides long. RefSeq names its product cAMP-dependent protein kinase type I-beta regulatory subunit-like. The transcript is spliced from 8 exons. Lineage: Eukaryota; Metazoa; Chordata; Actinopteri; Perciformes; Bathydraconidae. Bases 206 to 1024 code for a protein of 272 amino acids. The record is from RefSeq and is a predicted model, not a curated record.